GCUAUUUAAAUCACUGACGGCUGUUACUGACUCGGGCAUUGUAGCUCACUGAAAGCAGUGUCUGGCAUGCAGGAGACACAAUAUCUUGACCUUCUUAUGUUUAUUGGAGCUGGUCAAAUUAUUUUAGAUGCAGAAUUUACUGACAGAUUUGUUUUGAGGUGCUAAGUCCAUAGUUGCAGCAAUUCGUGUCUUCUGCUGAGAUCAAAGUGGAUAAUUUGCCUCCCUCCCAUCAUCACCUGAAACCUCUGCAAUGUUUACUGGUCACUUUUGGAUUAGGGCUAUGCACUGAACAGACCAAGCGCAUGUAUGAUGAAUGAUCUUGAUCACAGUGUAGGCAGUCCCAUCUUCUUGCGUCAUAAUGCAACAGAUUUCCUACAGGUACGUGGGAAGGACACCCCCCACUGGAUUGGUGGGGCCCGGCCCCUGCGAUGCGUCGUUCUGCCCCCCCACCACUCGCUCGCAGCCGUCAGAUCGCCAUCCGAUGGUGCAUGCUCCCGUCGCUCGAUCCGACGAUUGGCAAUCGAUCGAGGUCCGCAGGAGGACUAGAUGUUUCUAGAAAGUUCAAAAACACCAUCCGAUACGCAUGCCUUCCCAUUUGCCGCUCUCUCUCAACGGUCCGCAUGCCGAACUCGCCAGUCCUACCUGAUUCCUUUACCGGGGCACUGAUGGCAGAGCCCGAAAUGGGACCCAACCCCUGCGGGGCAACAAAGCUGUUCUCAGUGCGGUACGUUGGCCCCGUAAAAGUGCACCGCCGCCUACUAAAUAACACAUAAAAUCUAAUUUGCUCUGUUUUUCAUGUGCAGAAAAAUCCGGAUUAAAUUAAGUGAAAAUUCCAAAUUAGAAAAUAGUUAAGUGUAAGAAACUUGCAAUACGGUUUUAUUACCGUAAUAAAACCUUAAGAUGAGAGAGAGAGAGAGAGAGAGAGAGAGAGAUUGGGUGUCCUGUUGUUAUUUCCCCUUCUCCCUUGCUUCAUUUAUAUGAUUUCGGCUAACCACUAGAACAAGGGCUUUAGACUCCUCUCUCUCUUCCUUUCGAUGAGUAACAAUGUAAGAGGUGUUUCCGUGUGCAUCGUGUGUUUGUUGUAGUUCUUCUGCGCCGGAAGUACUACAGUAUUGUAACAGUGUGUGAGGUUGCAGCGAGUAGGGUCACCGGCCCGCAUGGCUUCGCCGCUCCUUCUCCUUCUUGCCGGCGCCGUCCUCUUGCUAACCUCCCACCCCGGCGGCGCCACCGACCUGGGCUCCGACACGGCCGCCCUCCUCGCCUUCCGCGACAGCGUUGGCCGGUUGGCGCUGCCGUCUUGGAACGCCAACUCUCCCGGUGCGCCCUGCUCGUGGCAGGGCGUCGCCUGCGAGUCCGGCCGCGUCGGCUGUCUCCGCCUCCCCGGCGCCGGCCUCAUUGGCCGUAUCCCCGCCGCUGUCGGCAAUCUCACUUCCCUCCGAACCCUCAGCCUCCGCUUCAACGCCCUCUCCGGGCCCCUGCCGCCGGAGCUCGCCAGCCUCGAUGCGCUCCGGAACCUCUACCUGCAAGGAAACCGCUUGUCCGGGGACAUCCCGGGGUUCCUCUCCUCCCUAAAGAACCUCGUCCGCCUCAACCUCGCCGGCAACCAGUUCACCGGCGGGAUUCCACUGGAGCUCAACAACCUCACCCGGCUCGGGACGCUGUUUCUUGACAACAACCAGCUCACCGGCGGGAUCCCGGACCUCGAUCUCUCCAACCUCGUCCGGUUCAACGUGUCUUACAACCAGCUCAACGGAUCGAUCCCGGCUAGGCUCCGCUCUCAGCCGGCGAGCGCAUUCCUGGCUACGGGCCUCUGCGGUGGUCCCCUCGGGCCGUGCCCGGGCGAGAUCGCGCCGUCUCCAUCGGCGGAGGAGCCGGCCGCCGAGAAUGCCGGCAGCGGGGCAGAGAAUAACAGCGAGAAGAAGAAGAACAAGAACAAGCUCUCCGGCGGGGCGAUCGCCGGGUUCGCAAUUGGUGCCGCAGCCUUCUUGCUCAUCGUGCUUGUGGUGCGGAUACUUGUCUGCCGCCGGAGAAAGAAACGGCCGGCGGGCGGCGGGAAGCAGAUCGCGAUGGUGGCGGCUGCUCAAGAGCAGAGGGAUAAGGGUUCAGGGGAACGAGGAACAAACGGCAACGGCCCUGCGGCGACUCCAGUGGAUGCAGCGGUGAAGGCUGCGACGUCAGCUGCCGGGGAUAAGAAACUGGUGUUCUUCGGCCGGGGAGGGGCAAGGCGGUUCGACCUGGAGGAUCUGCUGCGAGCGUCGGCGGAGGUGCUGGGGAAGGGCACGUUCGGGACAACUUACAAGGCGGUGCUCGAGACUGGGAUAACGGUGGCGGUGAAGCGGCUCAAGGACGUGAAUCUGCAGGAGCAGGAGUUCAAGGAGAAGAUGGAGGCCAUCGGGGCGAUGGACCACCCCAAUGUGGUGCCCCUCAUGGCAUACUACUUCAGCAAGGAUGAAAAGCUCCUCGUCUAUGAUUACGUGCCAAUGGGGAGCCUCUCCGCCCUCUUGCAUGGCAACAGAGGAUCUGGUCGAACGUCUUUCAACUGGGUAACACGAAUUGGAAUUGGACUUUCAGCAGCACGUGGCAUCGAAUAUAUUCACUCGACAGGCCCUUCAUCCUCACAUGGCAACAUCAAAUCCUCCAACAUCCUCCUCACCAAACCAUAUGAAGCCCGUGUGUCCGAUCAUGGCCUUGCCCUUCUCAUGGGUUCAGCUUCCACUACGACCCGGAUUGCAGGAUAUCGUGCCCCGGAAGUUGCUGACCCUCAAAAGGUCUCUCAGAAGGCUGAUGUUUAUAGCUUUGGUGUUCUCCUGCUUGAGCUGCUCACGGGCAAGGCCCCGGCACAGGCCCUACUCAAUGAUGAAGGCAUCGACCUCCCAAUAUGGGUCCAAUCGGUUGUGAGAGAGGAGUGGACAGCAGAGGUGUUUGAUGUGGAGCUGCUGAGGUACCAGAGUGUGGAAGAGGACAUGGUGCAGCUCCUGCAGCUUGCCAUAGAAUGUGUGGCACGGUUCCCAGACAAACGGCCUUGUAUGGCCGAGGUGGUGAUCCGCAUCAGUGAGAUCAUAAAAUCGAGCCGAGGAUCUUCCUACCAAGACCAGCAGAGCAGCCCACAAAGCAUUGACGAUGGUGAUGACCAGGCCUCUCGCCAGUAUGACCCAGUCAAUGUACCGAACCCUCCUGGUGAUGAAUAGACCAAAACUUAGCUCUUGGGCCCUGCAUUCAGAGCAUGACUCCCAUCUCUGGAGCCAUGGUGGUUUUUCUUUUAAAUCAUUUAUUGUGAUUAAGCAAUAUGUGCAUGCUGUUUGUUCCUCUUUCCUGCAUUUCCACAUCACACAUACUAUUGUCUGGGCAUAGGUUCUUCAUAUGGUACUUUACUUGUCAUUUUCUAUCCACUUUCCUUCUCUCUUGUAGGAUUUCUAGUGGCUGCUGGUGGACUGCUCCUGUAAUUAGUCUUUUUCUUGCUUGGAAUCUUCUUGUUUAUCAUAUAUAAGUUGUAAGGUGGUUGAGCAAUUGGUCCAGCAGGAAUAGAUCUUUGAAAGGGCCUCUCUUUUACUUC
Molecule: messenger RNA, 3553 nt
Organism: Musa acuminata subsp. malaccensis (wild Malaysian banana)
Lineage: Eukaryota; Viridiplantae; Streptophyta; Magnoliopsida; Zingiberales; Musaceae
Product: probable inactive receptor kinase At1g48480
Biological process (GO): protein phosphorylation
Molecular function (GO): protein binding; protein kinase activity; ATP binding
Source: RefSeq, a predicted model, not a curated record